Molecule: messenger RNA, 633 nt
Organism: Drosophila mojavensis
Lineage: Eukaryota; Metazoa; Arthropoda; Insecta; Diptera; Drosophilidae
Exons: 1
Coding region: 2-631 (209 amino acids)
Source: RefSeq, a predicted model, not a curated record
AAUGCAUAAUCGCUCCAAGAAGCCUGUGUGGGCGCUAUUCAAGAUAUUGGAAAUCUUUCUAAGCUCGGCUUGCUGCUAUAGACACCUAUUCUGCUACUUGGAGCAUCAGAUUCCCAACGUUUUUAUAUUGUGCGCUACUUAUGCUAGUGGCGUCCUUUUGGGCGUUGCCGGAUUGGUAGGAUCUCUAUUCUACGAACGAGUCGCGCACCGUGUCGAGGCCUUGAUGAGCGGAACAAUGGGCACGUUGAAUAUGAUAACCGUCUACGUGCACAUGUAUUUGCUUGAACAUAAUCAGCUGAUGUCAUUUCUUAGGGAACAGGAGCAGGAAAAGUACGCCUUUUUCAUCUGUUGUAAAAGCAAUGCCACUUGGGCCUGGUUUGCUGUUGGCCUCUAUUAUCUGCAUUGUUCCUUUGCCCUGGACAUGGUUUUCAAUCGCAGGACAGUUAGGGACAAGGAUAAUGAGAAGGUGCGCAGCAGGCGCCGACUUAAAUUAUAUUUUAUAAGCAAGUCAUUUGAGCGCUAUGUUAGCCGCUAUCGUUGGUUCAAAUUGCUCUCAGCCAACAUAAAGAAGAAAGCUCACAUAAAACCCCCGUCACAGAGGAGAAGAAUGUCAACGAUGUUUAAAUUAUAAAC